This is a messenger RNA of Macadamia integrifolia, 432 nucleotides long. Its product is annotated as secreted RxLR effector protein 161-like. The coding region runs from base 1 to 432 and encodes 143 amino acids. The transcript has a single exon. NCBI's taxonomy places the organism in Eukaryota, Viridiplantae, Streptophyta, Magnoliopsida, Proteales, Proteaceae. The record is from RefSeq and is a predicted model, not a curated record.
AUGAAGAGUUUCAACAUAUCUCAGUACUUAGGUGGUGAUGCAUACAUCAACAAGGGAGACAAGUUAAACAAACAUCAGUACCGAAAGACAGGCAUGGAGAGGAGCUUAAUGGUGGACAAACCCUAUGCUUUAGUUAUAGGGAGCCUUAUGUAUGCUAAGGUAUACACUCAUCCAGACAUUGCCUUUAUGAUUAAUGUGCUUGGGAGGCGUCAGUUAGAUGCUAGUAAAGCUCACUGGACAACAACCAAGAAGGUGAUGAGGUAUCUACAAAGGAUAAAGGACUUCAAGCUGGUCUACAGUGGUAAUGAUAGACUUGAGGUGAUAGGGUAUUAUGACUUUGAUUUCAAUUGUUGCACAAAUGAUAGCAAGUCCACCUCUGGUUACAUCUUCUUGAUGGGCAGUGGAGCCAUCUCGUGGAGGAGCGCUAAGUAG